CCCUGCCCUCCCUUCGCACUUGGUUACCAGCCACUCACGUUUUCCUCCUCGUGUGCCCCUCAUGCCCCAUUGCCUGCGCCCCUCAUGCCCCAUUGCCUGUGCCCCCCAUGCCCCAUUGCCUGCGCCCCUCAUGCCCCAUUGCCUGUGCCCCUCAUGCCCCUUUGCCUGCGCCCCUCAUGCCCCAUUGCCUGUGCCCCUCAUGCCCCUUUGCCUGCGCCCCUCAUGCCCCACUGCCUGCGCCCCUCAUGCCCCACUGCCUGCGCCCCUCAUGCCCCACUGCCUGCGCCCCUCAUGCCCCACUGCCUGCGCCCCUCAUGCCCCACUGCCUGCGCCCCUCACACCCCACUGCCUGCGCCCCUGGGCAGGUCUCUUUGCUGUCUUCAUCUUUGCCAAGCCGCUGCCCCCCACCCGCCUGCCGCCACCACCGUUAGCACCCACACCGCCAGCACCCACACCGCCAGCAGCGGCAGCAGACGAGGUGACUGGGCAGGCAGGUGGGGGAGGGGGGCCGGGGGAGGAGCGGGCGGCAUGCGUGUGUGCAGCCACCUCCGGCACGCCACUGGAUGAGCCCACCUCGUUGCUUCCCUGCCCUCCUCCAAUGCUGCCCGUGCCCCCUGCACCAGCACACACUGCCAGCACCCGCGCCCCUCCUCCUGCUGCCUUGGCAUCCCCAGCUCACGUGGUGGUGGGUGGCGCGGGUGCAGGCACGUCGCCCUCGCCUCCCCCCACACUGCCUCCUCCCAAAAGGGACCGCCAUUGCGGCAGUGGGGGCACAGUGGGCACGGCACACACGCAUGGUGGCCCUCCCUGCCCCUCUGCUGCGCUGCCGUGUGCCGCCGUGCGCCUGGAGGUGCACGCAGGGCCCUCUGUGCUGCCCCGUGCGCCGGAGGAACGUGCUGAGAACAGCCCACGGGAUGAGGUGAGAGGCAGUGGGGGUGCCGGGAGGGGGGAGAGGGGUGAGAGGGGCGAGAGGGGCUCAAGGGAUGGUGGGGCGGUGGGCAGGGGGCCGCGCGGCGUGUGGGACCUGGACGCCUCCGACGACGACCCCGACCCCUCCCCCUCCCCCUGGGCGCUCGCCCGCCCGCCCCCCGCCCUCCCCCCGCCUCCCCCUCCCCUCUCUGCACCCCCCCUUCCUCCACCUGCCUCCUGCCUGCCCCCUACACGUGGCAACGUGGGCUUGGGUGGGGAAAGGCAGGCGUGGGGUGCUGUGACGCACAGGCAGAGGGGCAUGGCAUGGGAGGAGAGGGGGGCGAGGGAGGAGAGGGAGCAGAGAGGGGGAAGGGGGCAGAGGGAGGAGAGGAGGGAAAGGGGGGAAGAAGGGGAGAGAGAGGAGAGAGGGGAGAGGGGCGAGAUGGUGCAGGACGAGGUGAUGGUGGAGCGAAGGGGGACGGCAGAUAAAGCGCAACAAAGAGGUGGGGCGAUGGGAAGCAAAAGCAGGAUGGAUGAGAAGGAGCAGUCCGCUCAUGUGCUUCCGCUGCUUCCAUGCCCUCCUGAGCACAGUGCUGACAGGCUGCGUGAGCGGCCCGCCCAUGAGCAGAGUGAUAGGGGCGAGCACCGUGGGGGGGCAGGCGAGCACCGUGGGGGGCCAGGCGAGAGUCACACUGGUUGGCUCGAGAUGCACUCCCACUCUCAUGGCCAGUGCCCUGAGCAGCAGCAGCAGCAGCAGCAGAGGCAAGGCUAUGUGCAUGUGUCUCCGGAUGCGGCAGUUGAGAGCAGCGCGGUGCGCAUGGCAUCCCCGCCCCGCCUGCCCCAGGGGGUGCUGCCUACCCCAAUGCAGUGCAGAGGGAGUGAGGGCAGCACCGAGGAGGAGGCUGGGGAGGGCGGAGACAGCAGGGAGGGAGGGGAGGGAGGGGAGGGAGGGGAAGGUGGGGAGGGAGAAGAAGGUGGGGGCGCGGUGAGGUGGCGGGCGCAGGGCAAGCGCGAGCGCAGCCGCAGGAAGGCGAGGGGGCUGGCGAUGGCGAUGGAGGACAUCAUGCGGCGCACGCCCAUCAUUGCUGCGCGCGGGCUGGUGGGGCGGGAGGGGUGCGGUGGGGCACACGAGAUGAGUGCGCGCGACGGUGAGGCAGGGAGGGCACGGGAUGGAAUGGGUGUGCGGGAGGGGUGGGUGACAGGGGAGGCAGGGUGCGGCGGCAACGAGGCGGGGGAGGGGAGGGCGGGCAAGAGGAGGGGGGUGGUGGACGAGUGGGAGGAGUGGCACCGGCGGCAGAUGGCUGCCGGGGGGCAUGUGGGGCGUGCAGGACAGGGGGUGCACAGCAGUGCCCAGCCUGCCAGGUAUGACGGCAGCACUGCUGCUUUUGCAGUGGUGGUGCGAGCGGGGGAGGCGCAUGCAGGUGGAGAGGCAGGGAUGCAUGCAGGUGGAGAGGCAGGGAUGCAUGCAGGUGGAGAGGCAGGGAUGCAUGCAGGUGGAGAGGCAGGGAUGCAUGCAGCAAUGCAAGACAGCGUGACAGCGCUGGGGGCGUUGGGAGUGGCACUCGCUGCAGGAGGAGGAGGAGGAGGAGGAAGAGGCAUCCCCGCUGUGGCGCGUGGUGGCUGUUCCAGUGAGGCGCAUGCAGUUGGUGCGGUGGAGCAUGCAGCUGGUGUGGUGGAGCACGAGCCCCUGAUCACCUACUCACUCAAGCGACACCGUAAAUCCCUCAAGGAGCACCACUGCAAGUAG
Molecule: messenger RNA, 2656 nt
Organism: Closterium sp. Naga37s-1
Lineage: Eukaryota; Viridiplantae; Streptophyta; Zygnematophyceae; Desmidiales; Closteriaceae
Source: the annotation of a GenBank genome assembly